Messenger RNA from Ixodes scapularis (black-legged tick), 3385 nucleotides. RefSeq names its product colorectal mutant cancer protein. The record is from RefSeq and is a predicted model, not a curated record. Lineage: Eukaryota; Metazoa; Arthropoda; Arachnida; Ixodida; Ixodidae. Bases 1 to 2481 code for a protein of 826 amino acids. The transcript is spliced from 15 exons.
AUGUUAUGGUUACGAGGAUGGGCACUUUUUGAAAGGCACGAGAGCUGGGAGUUUGACUCUGGUAGCAGAGACCUGAGCCCCGAGCCCAACAGCCUGCAAAAGCUGAUGGAGGCCUCGGGGAUUGGCGUCCCAGGAAGCUCGGGAGAGCUCCUGGAACUUGCCAACAAGCUCCACCUCGGGGCGCUGUCCUCGCUGAGGCGGGAGGUGCGUGCCCUGUUGGAGCGGGAGCGGCAGCUGAGCCGGGAGCGGGAGUCCCUGGAGCGGCGCCUGGGCAGGGCGCAGCUGGAGCAGCUGCACCUGGCCCGGGAGCGGGAGGAGCGGCUGGAGCAGCAGGCGCAGCGCUACGAGGAGCGCAUCACCGAGCUGCACAGCGUCAUCGCCGAGCUCUCCAAGAAGCUCGACGUGCACCGGGCGGCCGUCAUCGAAGAAGAAGACGAGUACAGUCAGCAGUCGGGUGAAGAGUCUAGGAUCAGUGAUGUGCUCAGUCACUGCACGAGCAACGAGAACCUGGUUACGGAGUCUAUCAGCGACAGAGGGGACGAGUCUCCACCCGAGUACGUGGGACUGAUCUCCGGAAAGGAGUCGCGCACCGAGAUUGUUCGCAGCAACGAAAUUCCAGAAGGGGAAGACACCAGCAGUGGCCUUGGAGACAACGAAAGCAUCGACGAAAAACCGCAGGUGUCCAGGAGCGGUGUCCGGUGUCGCGCGUACAGCGUGGAGAACCGGGCAACGUCGUGCCACAGCCUGCAGGUGUCUCAGUGCCAGGAAGAGGUGGCCUCGCUCAAGACACAGAACAUUGCACUGCACGAGCAGCUGAGCAGGAGGGAGGCGGACCUGCACAGAGCUAAAGCUGCACUGGCCUCGGCCCAGGAGGACAGGGACAGGGCACAGCGCAAGGUGCGGGAGCUGCAGGGGCGUCAGUCACAGCAGAGCCCCCAGCUGGGGGCCGGCUCUCCGAUGGGAGAGGAGGCGUCCACCCUGAGGGGAGAGGAGGGUGCCCCUGUGGCGAAGAUGGCCGAGCGGGUGCGCCUGCGCAAGCUCGAGGGGACCUCCCAGCGCCACAUUCUGGGCUCGGAGAUGGCCGCGCUUGGGAUUUCAAGUACCAAGGUGGCGGAGCAGUUGGUGCAGCAGCUUCAGGAGGAGUCCAACACCCAGGAGGCCAUUGCGGCUCAGCGCCUGCGGUCCUCGGGCUCCCCGCUGCCCGAGGGACGCCUGCGAGAGUUUGAGGUGGAGACCGAACGCCUCAGCAGCAAGGUGGAGCACCUGCGCUGCCAGAACGACCUGCUGCAGCUGGCCCUGGAGGAAAGCCGAGGCCAGUGUGACCGACUGAGCGUGCUCCUGGGGAAGCACGAGUCGAACCAGACGGCCCUUCAGCUGGCCCUGGCGUGCAGCGACCGGGCGCUCGAGGCCUUCGACGCACUCCUGGCGCUUGCCGAUUCUGGCCAGGGCUUGGUGCUGGCCAGCUGCAGGGCUGCGGGCCUGGUCUCCCUCACCACGCCACUGGAGGAGCUGAGCGGCAAGGAGCAGGAGGAUGUGUCCCUGCUGCUGCAGCGCAUGCAGGAGGAGCGGCGGCUGGCCGAAGGCGUGGCCCGGCAGCUGCUGCACCGGAUGGACCGCCAGUACGGCCUGGCCACGCCCCCCGGCUGCAACCUGAGUCCCUGGGAGGACCUCUCCUCGCACAGCCACACCACCAGUACGACCAGCUCUACGUCGAGCAGCUGCGACGGUGGUGGAGAGCUGAGCAAGGCGGAGGAGCAGCGGCUGCGGGAGUACCUAGGCCAGCUGCGGAGCGAGCGCAGCGCGGUGCGGUCCACCCUGCUGGAGCUGGAGACGGUGCACGUGGAGCCCCGAGGGGCCCCUUCCCUGCUGGACGCGCACAAGCUGGACCUUGAGAACGCCGUGCUCAUGCAGGAGCUUAUGGCCAUCAAGGAGGAGAAGGCUGAGCUGAAGGCACAGGUGUACCUGCUGGAGAAGGAGAAGGCGUCACUGGAGCUCCAGUCUGGCAGCUGGGGUGCUCGGGAGCAGGCCUACACGGUCUCCCUGGACCACCUCCGGGCAGAGUUGGGCGACCUCCGCCAGGCCCAGGACAGGGCCCAGGCCAGGGCCGCCACAAGACUCGAAGGCUCUAGUCCCGAGAUCCAGGAGUUGGCAGAAUCUCAGAAGCGUGAGAAGAAGUUGAAAGCCCGCAUCGACGAGCUCUUGGCCACGCUGGAGAAGAUCACCAAGAACUCGGAACUGAGAUCGCAGCAGUCGGCCGAGUUUGUUAAUGAUCUCAAGAGAGCAAACAGUGCCUUGGUGUCUGCAUUUGAAAAGGCAAAGAAGAAAAACUUGAGCAAGAUGAAGAAAAUCGAGCAGCAAACGACUGCCAUGACGGAUCGGCACAACGCUGAGGUGCGGAUGCUGAAGCAACGAAUCGCAAUGCUGGAGGCUUCUAGUCUGCGUCAUGCUCUACCUCUGUCUGGAAGUGAGACUUCUCUGUGAACGUUUGUCGCUGCUUAGAAGCGUGUUUUCAAAGCAGCAUUGUUCAGCUUCCCUCGCAAAGUUCCUCUGUACAGCAGGUUCCUCCAGGUGUUUCUUUUUUUGUUUUAUUUAUUUCAAGUUGUCAUUUGUCUAUUUGGCACGAUUGAUACAACUAGGGUUUACCAUCGUGCAUUUCACUGCAUUUGUGAUGACUUGCAUUGUGGAGAAUCUCAUGCUGGUUACAAGGUGUAGCCUCAUUGGCUUUAAGUCAUGCAGUGUUCAUCUGUCAUGUGGUGCAACUGAUGACAGGACCCAACUGUAUGUAGUCAAAGGGCCUGAUACUUUUGGAAAGGCUUUCAAAGAAGGUCUAACUACUAGUUUCAACUAUAAAGUCCAAAUGGGCAUUACUAUUUCAUGUCACUUUAAAACUGUUUCUUAAGCCUUGAUUAGUUCAGUUACUUCCAGGUUUUGUGACUCUAUUCACCAGUCCAAAACAUAUUGUGACCUUCUAAGGCUCUACUGUGCAAUGCUGCUACAACAUCGAAAGUGCUUUGGAAUGGAAAGUACUAUAAGUGUGCAGUAAUUAUUGUACGUAAUUUCUAGAGACCACAAAUUACAAGUCUCUUUGCUGUUAGCAGUCAUGAAUUUGUAUAUGUGUGUAGAAUGAAUGAGCGUGAAUUUUUCACAGGCUGAUUGUUGCAGGAAAUGGAAACGAAUGCGAAGUCAGUGUUAAUGUCUUUUUGCUGCCCAAUUAACUUAUUGAAGAAGCUAAAUUUUACAAUAAUUGUUUUAAUCUUUGUUUAUUCUUUUUUUGUUUUUGGUGUUUUCUUUUUAUUCUUCUAAUUACCUGAUUGCUGUUUGGAAGUACGACAGUCAGUAGCCAGGUCAUUGAAAGCAAAUGAAAAAUCAAACCUGUUACUUAAAU